GAUAAUAUGAAAGAAAUACAAAUAAAAAUUGAUAUAGCACAACGAAAAUAUAAAGAACGCCAUGAUAGAAAAUUAUCAGUAGAUUAUAAUUUCAAAAUAGGACAAUUGGUUUUGAAAUAUGAAAAUAAAAUUGAAGGCAAAAAGAAAUUAAAAGAAUGGUGGAAUGGUCCUUAUUACAUACAUGACGACCUUGAAAAUGGAGUUUAUAAAUUAAGGACAAUGGAUUGA
This is a messenger RNA of Funneliformis geosporum, 228 nucleotides long. The record is from the annotation of a GenBank genome assembly. NCBI's taxonomy places the organism in Eukaryota, Fungi, Glomeromycota, Glomeromycetes, Glomerales, Glomeraceae.